AUGUGUAACGUGCAAAAUAUUUCUGAAGCUUACCUCGCUCUUUUCCAAGAUAUUGACUUUAAUAAUAAGGAGUUACAAGGUACGUAUUCAUCGUUCAGAAUUAGGGAUUUGAACGCUCAAAAAGGUUUACUAAAAUUUAUAAUUUACAAAGUUGCUAUCUUCUUUAUUGUGUUUAAUCCGUUAUAUUGGAACUUUGGUGCAAGAUUAGAGUAUAACACCAAAACACUUUCAAAAUUAAGUUUCGGCUCCAAGAAGUUAGCAGUUUAUCUAUUUUCAUUAUCUGUUUUUAUCUUGGGUUUGUUUAGAGAUGAAUUUUAUAGAAGGCCAUUUUAG
This is a messenger RNA of Brettanomyces bruxellensis, 333 nucleotides long. RefSeq lists its product as uncharacterized. NCBI's taxonomy places the organism in Eukaryota, Fungi, Ascomycota, Pichiomycetes, Pichiales, Pichiaceae. The transcript has a single exon. The record is from RefSeq and is a predicted model, not a curated record. The coding region runs from base 1 to 333 and encodes 110 amino acids.